Molecule: messenger RNA, 4236 nt
Organism: Aspergillus caelatus
Lineage: Eukaryota; Fungi; Ascomycota; Eurotiomycetes; Eurotiales; Aspergillaceae
Product: WD repeat protein
Exons: 3
Coding region: 545-4069 (1174 amino acids)
Biological process (GO): regulation of actin cytoskeleton organization; TOR signaling
Cellular component (GO): TORC2 complex; TORC1 complex
Molecular function (GO): protein binding
Source: RefSeq, a predicted model, not a curated record
GUUGUUGCCAAGCCUUGGGACCAUGACUGACUGAUGGAGGAUAUCUUCAAAAUUUACCCAGCCUUGAGGGAAGUAUUCCAGCCUUGCUUUCUUUGGAAUAAGCCGCUCUGUUACGUCUUGAUGUCCGUUACAUGUGUCGACUUCUUAAGUUUCAGAAUCCUAAUCUACUAGUAAUCAUUGGCCACGCGCAACUUCUCAUCUUCAUUCUCCAUCUUCUUGUCACUACAUAUCCUUAACUUUACCUUUGUUUUGUUCAGCUCACUGAAGGUUUGAAUUGCAUGACCGCCUUAGGUAAUGACAUGGACAUUUAUCUGUCAUUAUUUUAGAUGUGCAAGAUCAAAUGUUCAUCUAACAUUACAUUCUAUACACGGUCUGGACUACUCUAGAGGUUCGCUGCUUGCCUUCUUUGGGCUAUCUACGGAGAUUUUAAUCCAUACGGCGCUUCUACAUACACUUCCUGUUGAAGUAUACGUAGGUAGUUCCUACGCAUCUUAAAUACCUAUUCUUGGCGAUUUAGCGCCUUCGACUCAAGAACACCACCCAGAUGACGUCUCAGGCACCCGAACAUGUGAGAAGUCGAGAUUUCAGGUCUCAGGCCAGUCUUCGUCCAACUUCUGUUCAGAUCGGAUCUGACGACCCAUCAAUAAUAGAGGAAGCUCAAAAUUUACUUUCACAGUUUAUGAGGCACUCGUCUCAUGAAACCCAAGGUUCCCAGAGUGGAAACAGGGCCACUUCGCAGAAGGUUUCCAACUCAAGAAUUGAACACAGUUCUGGGUCGGUUGAUGACCCUCAAGUAGUAUACGUUAUCUCAGAUGACUCUGCACUUGAGUCCGCGCCAGAAAAUUAUACAGUCCCGUCAGCACGACGACGGCACUCGGUGCGUCACCCUCGCCUGAGAAGCUCACGGACAACCCCUGGGUUAGGGAGCUUUUCCAAAAGUCCAGGGAACGAUAGCGAAACAGACUCCGUGUUACCUCCAGCAAGAGAGAAAUACACAAAUAAUUCCAAUCUUGACCGGCAGACAACGUACUCACCAAACUUUUUAAGCGCCAGGAAAUCCCCUGUCAAAAACAAUGAUAAGGCACCAAGAACUAGGCGUUCCGCACGAUCAAGAACCGGCCCUAUAAACUACUACAAGAAACUCAAUCUGUCUAGUUUUGAGUCUGAAGAGGAACAUUCCGGUAAUGAAGAUGAUGAUUCAUUGGCCAAUUCAGACCAGCCACAACAACGUCACGACUGUUCCCGUUCGUGUGAUCUCUCAACGCCUCCUUGCUACCGAGAUAGCCAGCUCAUCGAUCACAUGCAAUACUCUGUUAUAUACCACUCAUCUAGGGUACAAAUACUCAAGUCACCCUUCAAAACACUAGACGACUUCAAGGGUGUCGCACAUGCACGUUAUCGCCCAGAACGUAAUCCAGCCGACUAUGCUAAGGGACUAAGGGAAGAGGACUUGGCGUCAGACAGCAUCCUUCAUUUUGAUUUUGAUCUAAAGGAAAUGACCGCAGUGCUAAAUUUGCUGUCAUUUAGUGAAUGCCAAUGGCGUUCUGCUCCAGACAUUGCUCUUACCGAUCAACUUAUACAAGUCGCAUCCACCUACAAUAUACACCCUAAAUUCUUCAAGAAGAUUUCGUCUAUUUUGAAAUUGUCUAGGUUACUCUCAACUGAAGACGUGAGCGACGGCAAUGCUUUGCUCUUAGAAAUGUUGGCAUCAACUCCAUGCACAAAGGAGCUACGACGUGCUAGGAGAAUCGCAAUGCGACUCCUGGGGUCACAAGAGAAACAAAGGACUGAAGGCUCUUCCACCCCAGGCAAUCAACGCGGCCAUAAAGUCGAGGAACUACGUAGACUGUCGGGCUAUUUAUCAUUUGCAUCUGCAUUAGGUCGGCGCCAGUGCGCAGAUAUAGAAGCAUUCAUUGUCGACGCCAAGAAAGGCCACCUCCCAACUGUCCCAUCUGUCAUCAAGGCUGUUAAAUUGGAGGAUGGCAGCUUAGCAACACGCAAAAAUUCUCAAGCAUCUGGCAAUCUAAACAAGCUCUUGCAGGACCGUGAGCUAGGUUGCGCUGUGAGCCGGCAGAUCAGUUCUCGUGUUUUGAGCAACCUCGGGCUUUCGAGGACUUGGAAAGGUGCCUCGAAUGAUGUUAUAGUUCUAGCAUGGUCUCCUGAUGGAACUAAGUUUGCAGCAGGUGCUACAGCUCAAUGCGACGAACAUAACAUGGAAUACAACCGAGGGAACAAUCUGAUUCUCGGAGAUUUGAUCACUGAUAGUCUGGAGGAAUUGCCAGACCAUUGGAGCCCUCGUCCGCCGGGGUUUUCAAGGGGAACUAUGAAUGAUCAUCGUUUGUUUAUGAGUGUAACAGCGUGCGAAUGGUUCGAUGAUACCCUCUAUACUGCUAGUUAUGACAAGACCGUCAAACUUUGGAGAUUCCCUAAUCACAGAGCAUCGUGCUACAAGACACUUGACCACGACUCUAAAGUCCAAGUUAUGGCUCGGUCUAACCUUGCAAAGAAUGUGCUAGCGACAGGCACCCAGUCUGUCGGUUUCUGGCAACUAGAUGAAUCAACGUACAAUGUCCUGGACUUGCCUCGGCAGCGUUCUAAAAGAGAAAUUGACCUCAUACCAACGUCUCUUGCUUGGGGUACCAUCCCAAUUACGAGAGAGAUACUAAUUGCUGGAAUGUCUGAAAAGGGCGAUGGUGUGACCCAUAAUGGUCUUCUUGCAGCUUGGCAUAUAGCCGAAGCAUCAUCCACUCCAAUACAGUUAAGCCCAAAUUCACAAAAUAUCUUUGAUGUGAAGUGGCACCCUUGUCUUCCGUUAUUUGCUACGGCAAGCUCCGCAAAAGGAGGUGGUACGACUCUCUUGAGUUCUAAAAGCACUAGGUCUGUGGUCCGUCUAUACUCGCCACUCAUCUCCAAAAUGCGUACCAUGGAACUUGAGUGCCCUGCUUUGGACAUAAAUGAUGUGACUUUCUGCCCAGGCAAUUCGAACUAUGUGACUGCCAGCUGUACUGAUGGGAUCACCUAUGUGUGGGACACGCGUAACCCGGACACUAUACUGCACAAGCUUCAUCAUGGCGAGCCGCUCAAUCAGAUAGAUGAAACCCUUCCUAGAGAACAAGCAGAUGUUGGGGUAAGAUUGGCAUUGUGGGGGAACUCGGUAACCCAAUUCUAUACUGGGGCAUCAGAUGGUAUCUUGAAAACCUGGAAUGUAUUGAGGUCUCCUGAUGAUGCUCUUGUUCAGGAUGUUGCUUCUUUUGGAGAGGAGAUCAUGUCCGGGGCUUUCUCGCCGGAUAGAUCUAAUCUGUUGAUCGGCGAUGCUGCCGGGGGUCUUCAUCUAUUAUCCCCCAACACCUUUGCCGAUGAGACCCUGCCUUUUAAAUUCAAACGCGCUUCUGAAGACCCAUUCUUUGAGAAUGAUCCCGACUCUGGGUCAGGCAUCAUGGCUGCUCGUAAGGCCAUCUUAGAUGGUCAUCUUUCGCGCCAUCCAAUUUAUGGUGUAGGCCAAGGCCCUCGUUACAAUGGGCCUUACGCGGCAUGGGCCCGUCCAGAUAAUACCCCUAGGCAUCAACUCGGACAGACAAAGUUGAAGGAGGAAUGGCAGUUAAGGCAGCUUGACGGUGUUCCUCCUGCUCUUCGACCUGGUUUAAAUGAUCAACUGCGGAGAGAAGUUGAAUGCCAGAGACAGCUUGCUCAGAUUCGCAACGGACAGCACGUGAAUAAAAGGAAGAGACUGGAACCUGGCCAUUAUACGAAAAGUAGGGGCGCUCUUGACGACUUGUGCAGUGAUGAUGGUUUCUGGGCAGCGCCGGUCAAGCCCAAGCGACUAGCUGCAGAACCAAAACAUGCCAUCAUUGAAAAUGCAAACAUCGAGAUCAUAGAUCUUACGGGUGAUAGUGAUACGGAGUAUGCGAAGCCGCCAAAGGAUAGCUUGGCCUUUCCCACUACUCAAGGUGCAGAGAGCUACUCUGGAGUUGGGCACCCACUUGAGGGAUUUGAAGGAAUAUUGGAGGAUGAUCACUGGUGGCCGUCUAGUGACCAAAUAGACCCAAACUUCCAUGAUGCUGAUGUGUAGUUUUGUAAGAGUUGGGUGAUAGAGUUUGCUACUGGUCUUGCAAUAAGGCACAGUUGGGAUGUGUAGAUAUCAAUAACUUGUAUAUAGAAUUUGCAGCCAAUGUGGUAAAUUUCUCAAACGAGGAUUAAUUGAGCACUAUCACAUAAUUCUGCACUCGCACAUCUCGC